UUGUGGCUGGAGUCCGCCGAAGGCCCCACGUUCGCCCACUUCUCUUCCCCUCUUUGCGAAGUGCUGCUGUCUGCUUAGACUUUGCGGCUUCGGGCACGAAAAACGACCAGAGUGUGGCAGUGGUGUGGUGCUUGGAGUGCUACUGUUUAUUGUUUUUCCAACCGCAACGGCUGACGGCUGCCGUGCGAGCUCUCGGGAUUCUUCGGACGCGGACUUUAGUCGUCGUUGCGUCGCCACCCGGUGAGUAGGGAGCGACUGCCCGGGAAAGUUUUCCGUGCUGGCUGUCAGGAUUGCCCGAUCGGCACGCGCCACAGGCGUUGCGACGUCUCCGCUGCUAGUGCGGCAAGCCCGAGUCGGCGUGCUUCGCAUAAAAGGGCUAACGCUCCGGCACGGUGGCCCCGGAAGAAGACGGCGAAAUAGGUUGUGCUCUCGGCGGGGAGUGGUGUUGAGAGCGCGGAAGAGCCUGCCCGCAGCGCCUCUCGGCGGCCGGCCGUGCGACUCGGCAGACGGCGAUGAGCAUCGCGCAGGAUCAGCACCGGCCUCGCGCGGAGGCGGCCCAUGAGCGCUGAGGCGCCGUCGCCAUGGAGCCGCCGUCGACGUCGGCUCCGCAGCGCAGCCCGCCGCCGCCGGUCCAGGCGGUCGCGGGCGGCGGGUCUACGGGCUGCACCCCGCACCUGAAGCGCGUGCUCAAGAGCUACCAAGCGGCGGCCGUGUCGAGCCUCCAGGGCCCGCCGGGAUGCCUGAUGGCGGCCGCCGGUGGGUCGCCCGGCUCGGGCGACGACGAGGAGCUACCAGCGCCCGCCCCGUUUCCGAUCCAGCAGCCGCCGCUGCUCACGCCCCCGGAUCAGUCCCGGUGCAGCGAGCGGUCCGAGACGCAGCUCGAGUCCUACUCCAUCUCCUGCUUCUCGGUGGGCGGCGAGCGGCGGCUUUGCCUGCCCCAGAUCCUGUCCACGGUGCUGGCCGAGUUCUCGCAGCCUCAAAUCAACGGCGUCUGCGACGAGCUACACAUAUUCUGCUCGCGCUGUAACGCCGAGCAGCUGGACGUUCUCAAGGCAACCGGCGUGAUUCCGUCCAGCGCGCCGAGCUGCGGACUCAUCACCAAGUCGGACGCGGAGCGGCUUUGCGCCGCGCUCAUCCACCAGGGCGCCCCUCCACAGGGCUCCUCCGGCGGGCCCGACCCGGUGCCGGUGUACCACGAGUGCUUCGGCGGGGCGACGGGCUCGUUGGUGCUGGACGCGUACCUGGGGCCCUGCUCGCCCAGUGUGCGCUGUCGCGAGUGCGGAUUACUCUUCGCGCCGCGGAGGUUCGUCUGCCACGCGCACCGCGCCCGCGAGAGCCGGACGUGCCACUGGGGCUUCGACUCGGCCCACUGGAGACACUACCUGCUCCUCGACGACCGCGAGCCCAGCGCCGACCUGGGCACUGCCGCCGACGUGCUGGCGCAGUUCAAGGCGAAGUUCGCCGACGACGUCGCCAAGCGGAAACAGGUGAGUCGACCGCCGCUCAAAACAAGGGCUACCCUUUGCUCCCGCCGCCACACGCCAUUGCGACACGCCGAUACCGCCGCCGUCGUCAACGCGAGCGGCGCUCCGCCGCCGCUCCUGCUCGCACCACGUUGUGUUCGUUUUGACGCCGUCUCCUGCUGAGCCUUUUUAUUUCUUUGCCCGCUCUGUUUUCGCGCGCCGUCUGCUUGUUUUCCCCACGCAUGUACACGUCGACGGUUUUAGUUUUUAUUCGGCUCUUGUCUACUGUUCAGGUUGAUCGUUUCGCCUAUAUUCUCUCUUGUCUCAAUUUCGCAACCCGACUAAUUCUUUUUUCUGUGU
This is a messenger RNA of Ixodes scapularis (black-legged tick), 1823 nucleotides long. It is a transcript of the gene Snoo, whose product is annotated as ski oncogene. The record is from RefSeq and is a predicted model, not a curated record. Gene Ontology annotation, molecular function: RNA polymerase II cis-regulatory region sequence-specific DNA binding; SMAD binding; DNA-binding transcription factor activity, RNA polymerase II-specific. The coding region runs from base 582 to 1646 and encodes 354 amino acids. Lineage: Eukaryota; Metazoa; Arthropoda; Arachnida; Ixodida; Ixodidae. The transcript has a single exon. Gene Ontology annotation, cellular component: nucleus. Gene Ontology annotation, biological process: negative regulation of BMP signaling pathway.